UAUCACCUACCAAAAUACUCAUCGUUAUUUGUAUGAAUUACAAUGUAAAAAAAUAUUUGGAGUAAUUACAGUUUCCCGAUAAUAAAGUAUUACUAUAAUGUUAACAAAAUUAAUGAAUAACUGAAUAACUAAAAAACACUACUGUACUCACACUAUCGUUAUAAAUUAAAAGUGCAUUUAAACAUUUUAAUGACAAUUCAAUAAUGGAUGGGAGACGCAGUCACCGAAGCGUGUAUCCUACAGCGAAACAAAAGAAAAAACUUAUAGAAAUGGUAGCGAAAUAUCCCGAGCUAGUGUCGUGUAAGGUCAGACAAGGCUUUAGCUAUACCGACGCUCACAAGCUUUGGCAAAACAUAGCUGUUGAAUGUAAUGCCAUACCUGGUGCUAAAAAAACUUGGAGACAGUGGAAAAAAACCUGGCAAGACAUUCGUUCGAAAACGAAAAAACGACAUUCUACAGAUUUGCCGGCUUCACUCAUUGUACUAUCGCAAGCUGAAAAAGAUGCCCUAGGACUAAAGAAUGCAACAACGACCGAGAACUGCAUGGAAGAAGAAACUGAAUUUGUAACAUUACAAGAGAAUAUAACGGAAAGUGUUAGUAAUGAUAUCGAGUCAACAGCUUCAUAUAGUGAGGUAGAGUCAUUACCUGAAGAAAAGGUCUUUACAAGAUCAUCUAGAAACAAAAUAAAAAAGCUUAAAAAUGCUAUCAAAAACAGUGCAAAACAUUCAAACAGUUGUUUUUUUAGUUGUGAUAUGUUUUCCGUUUCUGAAGACAGAAAAUUACAGUUAAAAGAGGACUAUUUAAAUUUUAAAAAGGAUUAUUUAAGACAAAAAUUGAAUUUAAUGAAGGAGCAAACUGAUGCUCUCAAAAAUAUUGCUAGAGAACUUUCUAAGUAAUGUGAAUCAAAGUGCAUUUUGUAAAAAAUAAAACAAUAAUUUUAAGUAAACAACAGGGUUUCUGAGUCUCUCACAACAUCUGAAAGUAGUCUGUAAUAUGUUUUGAAUCAAACUUUUUUAAAGAACAAUAUUGUACACAUUAUUUUCACCAUUUGUUCUUUCAAAGCCAGUUCUUCCCUUUUUUAAGUGUACAGUGUACACUAUGAUUGACACAUAAACAGAACCUUUACACUUUGCUUAAUCAGUUUUAUCAGUGAAACCAAGUAGAGAUAGAACUUUUUGUCUUUAUUUAGUGUUACUGAAGUAAUUAUGUUCAUUUCUCUCUUUCGUCUUCUAACUAAGAUGCUGGAAUAUCAAGUUGACUUUGGGAUAGAUGAAUCUGAAGACACUGAGAAUGUAUAUUUCUAAGAGACCUAAAAGACUAAAACAUACAUUAAUAAACAAAAUAAGGCAAAGUUAGGCAAUCGAGACUUAGUAACAGAAAUUGAUAUAAUGACUUCAGUGUGCCAGGUAGGUCUGUGACCUACAUAGACAUCAACAUGUUAAAAAGUGUGUUACCCUAUUAAAGUCUAAUGUGCUUUAAGUUUUAAUAUCUUUUAAUAAAAAAAUUGAUUACCAAUUGGUUCUAUAUAGUCCAUUACAGUGGAUCAGCUGAUGUUAGAAAUUAUUUGAGAAUGUAACAAUGAAUUGGUCUCAAACUCUUGUCUUUUACUUCU
Bombyx mandarina (wild silkworm) is the source of this 1612-nucleotide messenger RNA. RefSeq lists its product as uncharacterized. Lineage: Eukaryota; Metazoa; Arthropoda; Insecta; Lepidoptera; Bombycidae. The record is from RefSeq and is a predicted model, not a curated record.